Eruca vesicaria subsp. sativa (arugula) is the source of this 1446-nucleotide messenger RNA. The record is from the annotation of a GenBank genome assembly. Lineage: Eukaryota; Viridiplantae; Streptophyta; Magnoliopsida; Brassicales; Brassicaceae.
AUGGAGAAAAAGAGCAUGUUCACUGAACAAAGCUUCACCGAUCACAAGAGUGGUGACAUAAACAAAAACUUUGACGAUGAUGGACGCGAGAAAAGAACAGGGACUUGGAUGACGGGGAGCGCCCAUAUAAUAACAGCGGUGAUAGGGUCAGGAGUGUUGUCACUGGCGUGGGCAAUUGCACAGCUCGGAUGGGUGGCUGGACCCGCCGUACUUAUGGCUUUUUCCUUCAUAACAUACUUUACAUCAACCAUGCUUGCCGACUGUUAUCGUUCUCCAGAUCCUGUCACCGGAAAACGAAACUAUACCUACAUGGAAGUUGUCCGCUCUUACUUAGGAGGAAGAAAAGUGAUGUUAUGUGGAUUGGCUCAAUACGGGAACUUGAUUGGAAUAACUAUCGGCUACACAAUCACAGCGUCGAUUAGCAUGGUGGCAGUGAAGAGAUCGAAUUGUUUCCACAAGAAUGGACAUAAUGUAAAAUGUUCCACUUCAAACACUCCCUUCAUGAUCAUAUUCGCAUGCAUCCAAAUUCUACUUAGCCAAAUCCCAAAUUUCCACAACCUCUCUUGGCUCUCCAUUCUAGCGGCCGUAAUGUCCUUUUCUUACGCCUCCAUUGGUGUCGGUCUCUCCAUCGCCAAAGUGGCUGGUGGCGGUGUGCACGCAAGGACGGCCCUGACAGGAGUUACGGUCGGAGUUGAUGUUACUGGUUCUGAAAAAGUAUGGAGAACAUUCCAAGCGGUUGGAGACAUCGCAUUUGCUUAUGCCUACUCAACCGUACUUAUUGAGAUUCAGGACACCUUAAAAGCAAGUCCACCAUCAGAAAACAAAGCCAUGAAAAGAGCAAGCCUUGUGGGUGUAUCCACAACGACCUUCUUUUACAUGUUAUGCGGGUGUGUAGGUUAUGCUGCCUUUGGCAACAAUGCGCCUGGAAACUUCCUAACCGGUUUUGGCUUUUAUGAGCCCUUCUGGCUAAUUGACUUUGCCAAUGUCUGCAUCGCCGUGCAUCUAGUUGGGGCAUAUCAGGUCUUUUGCCAGCCAAUCUUUCAAUUUGUAGAGAGUCAGAGUGCAAAACGUUGGCCAGAUAACAAGUUCAUUACAGGAGAAUACAAAGUCAACGUCCCUUGCGGUGGUGUUUUUGGUAUCAGUUUGUUCAGAUUGGUUUGGAGGACUUCAUAUGUUGUAGUCACUGCGGUUGUAGCAAUGAUCUUCCCUUUCUUCAAUGAUUUCUUGGGUCUUAUUGGAGCAGCUUCCUUUUGGCCUUUGACUGUUUACUUUCCCAUUGAGAUGCAUAUUGCUCAGAAAAAGAUGAAGAAAUUUUCUUUCACUUGGACAUGGCUGAAAAUCUUGAGCUGGGCUUGUUUCCUAGUCUCACUCGUUGCUGCUGCUGGAUCUGUGCAAGGACUUAUACAAAGUCUUAAGGAUUUCAAGCCUUUCCAGGCUCCCGAGUAG